Molecule: messenger RNA, 2586 nt
Organism: Ruditapes philippinarum (Manila clam)
Lineage: Eukaryota; Metazoa; Mollusca; Bivalvia; Venerida; Veneridae
Product: high mobility group protein HMGI-C-like
Exons: 4
Coding region: 677-916 (79 amino acids)
Biological process (GO): regulation of DNA-templated transcription
Cellular component (GO): chromatin; nucleus
Molecular function (GO): DNA binding
Source: RefSeq, a predicted model, not a curated record
UGACGCAGCUAAAUUUCCUGUACAUGAUGGUUGUCACAGUUUGAGAUUGCUAUCUUUUUAAAUACGACUGUAAAUAUUUACACUAUUCAAGUUAAAAACCACAAAAAUGCAAUUUGAAAUUUCCGGUAUCGAAAACGUUAUAGCCCACACACCAAAAAAAUCAGCGCAACGAAAAUGGAAAAACCACGUGAAGCGCCCUCUAACUAGGCCAGAUACCAGCUGAUUAGUGAGGUUUCCAUUCAUAAAUAGUCCACGAUAGCGUGGGAAUUAGGUCGUGACCUGACAAAUAGUGGUGAUACUGUUCGCGACAAAGGCAAUCAGUGAGAGAGAAGGGUUUAUGUGGAGAUUUUACUUUCAAAAGUAGUUUAAUCACUGGGUCUUUGAAGUGAGAUAAACUACCAAACGUGAAGUUCAAGUAGGCACAUUUUUGGUAACAUCGUGGUCGUCUUUAUAGUAGGAAGUGUUAAAAGAUGGUUUUAAACACAGAGCUUUACAUGUUUCAUCGUAUUAUCUGACGUGAGAGAUCGAUGAAUGAACUGUUAUCUUGAUUUUCAUCGAUUUGUGAAUACAUGCCUUUGUGUACAUAUAAAAACAACAAAGUGUGCCAGAGAACAUAGAAACACUGGAUUCUAGUUUUUCUACAGUUUGUGUAUUAUAAUUAAAAAAAACUUGUCACAUGUCAGACCAAGAAGACGGAGGGGCCACAGGCUCUGCAGAACAGACAGGGGAAAAGAGGGGACGUGGAAGACCCAGAAAACCUAAACCGGAUCAGCCAGAAGAACCAAAACCGAAGCGACCUCGCGGGAGACCUCUGGGUAGCAAGAAGAAACCUCAGGAACCUCCAAAACCGAAAAAACCUCGAGGGCGCCCACGGAAAGCGGCUGGGGACGCUGUUAAGGGAGAUAAGUCGGAUUGAAGCACUGUGUUUAUGGCACUAUGUCCACUGGAAUGUGUUCGAAUUGUUCAUAGAAUCUGUACUUAAUAAUGGCAUUAGUUUCAUGUGUUCAUUUUGAUACCAACUUAGUGUUCUAAUUUGUUUUUUUUUUAAUUUUUGUUUCGUCUAUCAAACUGAACAAAAUAUGUUUUUAACAUAUAAGCAUUUGUUAUAGUAACAAUAUGUAAAAAAUAUAAUAAGAUUUAUAAUAAUAGAGAUCCUAUUGUAGUUGUAGUUUGGCAAGAAUACACUGUUCUAACUAAACGUUCGACCCCCUUUAACUGUCUUUUUUUCGUAUUUGUAUAAACUGUUUAGGACGGUUUGAAAUUCGUCUUUAUUUUGACAUCAAUGUCCCUUAUAACUGUUUAACUGUUGUUUUUGAAUGUUGUUUCAUGACAUACGUAGUAAGUAAUUUACUGUACAUAUUUGGCGUAAUUUACCACACAAAAAACUUCUUCAUUUUCGGGAAACAACUUUGUUUACAGUUACCUGUUCACACAGCACACCUUGCAAAGAAAUAAUCUUGAAUAACAGUGUAGUUGUUUACUAUAUUUCAAAUAUUAUGAUGGAUUUAUGUUGGCAUUUAUUUCGAUGUUAUAAGAUAUGAGCCGCGUCACGACAAAACCAACAUAAUGGGUUUGCGACCAGCAUGGAUCCUGACCAGCCUGCGCAUCCGCGCAGUCUGAUCAGGAUCCAUGCUGUUCGCUAUCAGUUUCUCUACUUGUAAUAGAGUUGGUAAGCGAACAGCAUGGAUCCUGAUCAGACUGCGCGGAUGCGCAGGCUGGUCUGGAUCCAUGCUGGUCGCAAACGCACUAUGUUGGUUUUGUCGUGACGCGGCUCAAAUGUAUUGGUCACCGUAAAUCAUAGUUGUAUAGAUACUACGACAACUUGUUUGGCUUAAUGAAUAUGAAGCAUUUUAGCAAUAUCUUUACUGGACUAUUUCCUGUGAAAUUCUCUUCGUAAUAUAUUUUGAUAUAACUUCUUUAAUUCUUACAAAUUCAUUUCUUUUGACAAUACGGAAGCAGUAAAAGGCAGCAGUAUGCAAAAGAAAAGUGUUUUUUUCUUGACGUUUUGUCGGGACGCACUUACGUACACCACUAAACGAGAAAUAAAUAUAUAAAUUCGAGAAUCUAUCACAAACAACUUUAUUGAGAUUUUUUCCCUAUUAAAUAAACUAAACAGAAUGCAAUGUGUUAGCUUAAACUUUUAUUGAAAAUUAAUUUUUUAAACCAUAUAUAUACAUGUAUGUAAUUAUUUUUUUUUCUGUAAAUGUACAUAUUUUAGUUUUCCGCAGUCAUACUAAACAGAAUAGAUUAUUGUCUUUAUUUAGAGUAAAUCAGUAGAACACAAGCAAAAAUUCCUGAGAUCUUGUUUGCCUAAUCUUGUUUGUUAAUGAAAUGUAACAUCUUUUUUCUUCUUCUUUUUUGCAAAAAUUUCAGAUGGCAUAUUAUCAAAACAUAUAUUUUUGUGCAUCGAUGGGUAAAACUAUCAUUUUAUGUUGUAUAUUGUUGUUAGGAAUGAAAGUUGUGUGAUUAUUUCUUAUGUUGUUGUUGUUUUAUGUCAUCUGAUCAAAUUAGAAUCACAUCAUUGGAUGCUGUAAUAAGUGUGAGUCAAUGGUUAUAACAUAAAAAUAAAACUAUUUUGAUGACAAA